AUGCGCGCAACCACCCUCCUCACCUCGGGCCUUGCCCAAAGCGCUCUUGCAGCAAGAGUCUUCCUCAACGAACCUGAUACUGGCAUCGAACAGGCUCUUCCGGACCUGCAACCAGGAGAGCUGCCCAGUUUGGACGCCAUGAUCGGUCUGCCGGAUUUCGACUUCGCUGCGAGAAACUAUCUGCCUAUCAAGAACUACACCUACUACAGAAACGGAGCAGCGGGCGAGUGGUCGUACCGGAAUAACCUCGAGGUGUAUCAACGGUAUCGCUUCAACCCGCGCGUGAUGGUUGACAUUACAAACGUCGAGAACACGCUCCCAACCACCAUUUUGGGACACAACUUCUCUGCUCCUUUCUUCAUCGGACCUGCUGCUCGCGGUGAUUUGGGUCAUCCCUUGGCUGAGCUCAACCUCAUCCGAGCGGCAGCUGCGGAGAACAUUCUCUACGUGCCCUCUCUCCUGUCGUCGAAGUCAAUGGAAGACAUCGCCGCCGCCAAGGCGAAUGGACAAGUGCACUUCCAGCAGCUUUAUCUCCAGGAUAACAUGACGGAGACCCAGAAGGUCCUUGAUCGAAUCGAGAUGGCUGGCGCCAAGGCCAUCGGCUUCAGUGUCGACUCCGCGGCCGACGGAAACCGUCACCGUGCUGCUCGCUUCGACGUUGGCUCCGCUGACUCUGGCUGGUCUCUCAUCACUUGGGAUGUUUACCACCAGCUCACAAACAUGACUUCCCUUCCCAUCGUUCUCAAGGGAGUCAUGAGCGUCGAAGAUGCCCAGGCGGCCAUUGAGCAUGGUGUUCCGGGUAUUUGGCUGUCUAACCACGGCGGCCGUCAGCUCGAUGGUGCCCCCUCGGCCUUGGAGGUUGCCCUUGACAUCUACAACACCGAUCCCGAGAUAUUCAACAAGAUCGAAGUCUACGCUGAUGGCGGCGUUCGCUAUGGGGCUGAUGUUUUGAAGCUGCUGUCCCUCGGCGUUAAGGCUGUUGGCCUUUCCCGCUCUUUCAUGUUCGCCAAUGUUUACGGCCAAGAAGGCGUUGAGAAGGCCAUUCAAAUCAUGAAGCACGAGAUUGCGAUUGAUGCUGGCAACUUGGGCGUCGGCGAUUUGAAGAAGAUUGAUCCCAGCUACGUCAAGUGGACGCCUGAUCACUGGCAGGGUUAG
Messenger RNA from Colletotrichum chrysophilum, 1155 nucleotides. RefSeq lists its product as uncharacterized. Bases 1 to 1155 code for a protein of 384 amino acids. The record is from RefSeq and is a predicted model, not a curated record. NCBI's taxonomy places the organism in Eukaryota, Fungi, Ascomycota, Sordariomycetes, Glomerellales, Glomerellaceae. The transcript is spliced from 6 exons. Gene Ontology annotation, molecular function: oxidoreductase activity; FMN binding.